Molecule: messenger RNA, 1779 nt
Organism: Ichthyophthirius multifiliis
Lineage: Eukaryota; Ciliophora; Oligohymenophorea; Hymenostomatida
Product: tetratricopeptide repeat protein
Exons: 8
Biological process (GO): intraciliary transport
Cellular component (GO): intraciliary transport particle B; axonemal microtubule
Molecular function (GO): intraciliary transport particle B binding; protein binding
Source: RefSeq, a predicted model, not a curated record
AUGCAACCUAUAAAAUAAAUACCAGAAGGUGAAAGAACUAAAACAAUAUACACUUUAAUUAAAGACCAAAAGUACAACGAUGCAAUUUAAUAUUUAAAUUAUGAAUUAUAAUUUACUCCCAGAAGUCGUACUUUAUCAUUACUAGCAUAUUGUUAUUACAUGAAAUAAGAUUUUAGUAAUGCUUGUAAAAUUUAUGAAUAAUUAGUAAGCUUUUAUCCUGAAGUAGAAGAAUAUAAAUUAUAUUUAGCUUAAACAUAUUAUAAAGAUGCUGAUUUAACUUUAAGUCCUUAUAAGAUACGAAAAAAAGAAAUUGAGCAUGCCAAAUCUUUGAUAAGAUAAGGAGAUCCUGAAGACCCUGAUAAUUUAAUAAAUGAGGGUUGUAUUUUGUAUAAAGAAGAGAAAUUUGAAGAGGCUAGACAUAAAUUUUAAGAAGCAAUAAAUAAAGUUGGUUAUAAUACAGAAUUGGCCUAUAAUAUAGCUUUAUGUCAUUACAAACUUAAAUAAUUAGCCCCUUCAUUAGAAAAUAUAGCGAAAAUCAUCGAAAAAGGUGUCCGAGAACACCCUGAAUUAGGAGUAGGCUCAAAUGCAGAAGGCAUCGAAGUUAAAAGUGUAGGCAAUUCUUAAGCUUUAAAAGAAACAGCUCUUAUAGAAGCUUUUAAUCUAAAAGCAGCUAUUGAAUAUUAAAUUAAAAAUAUUCCAGCCGCAAAAGAAGCUUUAUUAGAUAUGCCACCAAGAUCUGAAGAAGAAUUAGAUCCAGUGACUUUAAUGAAUUAAGCAUUAAUGAAUAUGGAUGAUAAACCAUCAGAUGGAUUUAAAACGGCUGAUGUCUUAGCAGAAAAUACUGAUUUAACUUUUAAAAUUAUGAAAAAUGAAGACUUUGAAUUUAUUGAUGCUUUAAUUUUAUAAAAUGCAUCUCCUGAGGAAGCAUUUAGAAGAUUUGAAAUUUUAUCGAAUAAAAGUAUUGAUAAUUUAAGAAAAAUUACUAAAGAUAUUUAAGAUGCAAGAUUAAAUAGGGAUAAUGAGAGUAUUAAAAAAUCACUUAAAAAUUUUGAUGAUUAACUUGAAAAAUAUAUACCUGUAUUAAUGGCUAUGGCUAAAAUUUAUUGGGAUAGAUAGAAUUAUUAAGCUGUUGAAAAAUUAUUUAAAUAAUCCGCAGAAUUCUGUGCUGAUCAUGAAGUUUGGAAGCUUAAUGUGGCUUAAGUCUUUUUUGUUUAAGAUAAUAAAUUUUAGGAAGCUUUGAAAUAUUUUGAACCUAUAGUUAAAAGAUAUUCGGAAAAUUUACUUUAGUUAUAGGCUAUGGUUAUUGCUAACUUGUGUGUGAGUUAUAUUAUGGUUAAUUAAAAUGAAGAUGCAGAGGAAUUGAUGAAAAAAUUAGAAAGAGAAGAAGAAAAGUCGGCUUUAUAAGAACCUGAAAAAAAUGUUUAUCAUUUAUGCAUUGUAAACUUAGUUAUAGGAACUCUAUAUUGUGCUAAAAAUAAUUAUGAAUUUGGUAUAUCUAGAAUAAUUAAAUCAUUAGAACCUUUAAAUAAAAAAGUUAAUACCGAUACUUGGUAUUACGCCAAAAGAUGCUUUUGUUCUUUAAUUGAAACUAUGGCUAAAUAAUAAUUAGUAUUAAAAGAUGCUUCUAUUGUUGAAAUGCUAGAAUUUUUAGAUACAGCAGAAUUGUAAUGCAAAAACAUUCCAACAGUUAUUAAUCCAUUAGAAUAAUUAGAUGAAAAGAAAACUGUAUCUUAUGAAGCUAGAAUGUUAAAAAGAAUGUUUUAUAAAUUAAGGUGUUGA